AUGGCUCUGCGAACCGAAUUACUGUUGCACGUGAAUGCCAGAAGUUGUAAUGUGAGAAGUUUUGCAAACAGGUCCCCAAGUGACACAGAAACAUCAGGAAUUUCUUCCAGGCACAGCACGACUUCUUCAUCAGAAAACACAAGUUUUUCUUUAGAAAAAUCGUCUCCAGGCUCUAUGGGCUACAAAACUGAAGAUUAUGCUACUGGAUGUAGCACUAGUCCUGCUUCUACUACUUAUGUUGCUGAAAAAGCAGAUUUUACGCAUUUGAGAAACUUGGAUGAAAAUAGUGAUAGUUCCAGUGAUGAAAAUAGUGAUGGUGAAGAUUUGAGCAGUGAUGACUCCAAGAGUAGCAGUAGCAGCAGUAAUAGCAGCAGCAGUAGUGAUGAUAGUGAAAAUGGUGAAAGUGAUGCAGAAAACAACGAUGCUAGUCAUUACCAACAUGGUGAUAAAAUUGCUAAUGCAAAUCAAAAUAUUUUUGGUGACAAGGUUAGUGAAUUAAAAAAUGAUAACUUAAUUCAUGUAAUUAGUGAUGAUAGUAGGUUUACUGAUUCAAAUGAUUCCAACAUUCAAAUGGUUGAAACAUUCAAACAAAUGUUGAUGAUUCUUCAUCGCUUGAACUUAUUAAUGAUAACUGUAGUGACAAAGAUUAAUUGUUUCUAG
Ctenocephalides felis (cat flea) is the source of this 660-nucleotide messenger RNA. Its product is annotated as lisH domain-containing protein C1711.05-like. The record is from RefSeq and is a predicted model, not a curated record. Lineage: Eukaryota; Metazoa; Arthropoda; Insecta; Siphonaptera; Pulicidae. The transcript is spliced from 4 exons. The coding region runs from base 1 to 660 and encodes 219 amino acids.